Messenger RNA from Oncorhynchus tshawytscha (Chinook salmon), 2013 nucleotides. Its product is annotated as piggyBac transposable element-derived protein 4-like. The record is from RefSeq and is a predicted model, not a curated record. NCBI's taxonomy places the organism in Eukaryota, Metazoa, Chordata, Actinopteri, Salmoniformes, Salmonidae. The transcript is spliced from 6 exons. Bases 1 to 2013 code for a protein of 670 amino acids.
AUGGUGGUCGUCGGCCGUCCGAUUGGCUGGAGGGCUAGCGGCUACCACACCGCAAUCCCGGGCCCCCCUGCUGGCCCCGCCCCUGAACAAGAUGAGGUCCUGUGUGUGGAGGGCUCCCCUUUCUGCGCUCUGCGCUCGCGGGUCAGAGCGACCCAGGCCCUGUGUUUCCAGGGCUCUCGCUCUGCGCUGGUGGGUCAGAGCGACCCAGCCAGCCGCUGCACAGGGCUGGCCCUCUGCGCUCUGCGAGUCCGAGCGACCCUGUCAGCCACUGGCGAGGCGUGUGCCGUGGAGCGUACUAGAGUGUCUGCGAGUGUGGCGAGUGUUCUUGUUGCGCUCUGCGAGUCAGAGCGACCCAGCCGGCCGCUGCACAGAGAGGAUACUAAUAUUGUCAUCGGCGCCCAGACUCCGGGCCCCACGGCCUAUGCCGCGACACAGGCCCGCGACAUCGCGUCCGCCUUCCACCUGUUUGUCACACCGGCAAUAGAAAGGAUAAUUGUGGAAAUGACGAACCUGCACGGAGCCAGAAAAUACGGCGACGGCUGGCGACCCAUGGACGCCACGGACCUGCACGCCUACCUAGGGCUGCUGAUCCUAGCGGGCGUCUACAGGUCCCGGGGCGAGGCCGCGGCAAGCCUGUGGGACGCCGAGAGCGGCAGGACCGUGUUCCGAGCCACCAUGUCGCUCAAGGUCUUUCACAGGUACUCGAGGCUGCUGCGAUUCGACGACCGCCAGUCGAGACCCGCCAGACUCGCCACGGACAAACUCGCAGCCAUACGGGAGGUCUGGGACCUGUGGGAGGCGCGGCUGCCGGCCCUCUACAACCCGGGGCCUGACGUGACGGUGGACGAGCAACUGGUCCCGUUCAGAGGCCGCUGUCCUUUCCGUCAGUACAUCCCCAGCAAGCCGGCCAAAUACGGCAUCAAGUCGUGGGUGGCCUGCGACGCCAAGUCCAGCUACGCUUGGAAGAUGCAAGUGUACACCGGCAAGGCGGCCGGCGGAGGCCCCGAGAAGAACCAGGGGAUGCGCGUCGUCCUCGAUCUGACAACGGGCCUGAGCGGUCGCAACGUCACCUGCGACAACUUCUUCACCUCCUACGACCUGGGCCAGCGGCUCCUCGAGAGGAACCUCACCAUGGUGGGCACGGUGAGAAAGAACAAGGCCGAGCUCCCGCCCGCGCUGCUCGAGUCCAGGGGCAGACAGGUCCUGUCCUCCAGGUUCGCCUUCACGCCCACCGCCACUCUGGUGUCUUACCUGGCAAAGAGAAACAAGAACGUGCUACUCUUGAGCACGCUGCACACAGAGGGCCACAUCAGCGAUCGUCGCGACAAGAAGCCGGCCCUCAUCCUAGACUACAACUGCAACAAGGGCGGCGUGGACAACCUAGACAAGGUGGUGGGCACCUACAGCUGCAGACGGAUGACUGCCCGCUGGCCCCUGGUCGUCUUCCACAACAUCCUCGACGUGUCCUCCUACAACGCCUUUGUCAUAUGGCGAGAGAUCAAGCCUGACUGGAUGCCUGGCAAGCGGAACAAGCGCAGGGUGUUCCUCGAGCAGCUGGGAAAGGCACUCGUGAAGCCGCUGAUCCAAAGAAGGCAGCAUCUGCCCCGCACCGAAGCGGCGUCAGCCCUUGUCAAAGUCCUACAGAGUGCUACGGCGGCGCCUCCUGAUCAACAGCGCCAGGGCCCCGCCGCUGGCACGGCCGCUGCCCGCUCGUUGCCCGGCCACCACCGGGGCAAAUCAGCCCUUACCGACGUCAGAGUUCCCCGUCGCCCUGGCGACCAGCGGUUGUCACGGAGCCAGUUGGACAUGCUUCCCCCAACGACAUCCCCUCUCGAAAACCUGGUCCGGGUUAACCCCUUCUCUCUGUGGCAGGACCUGAACGGGGGCCACAUCAAGCUCUACAACACCCCCAGCAAGUCUGUCAUCUCCCUGACCUUCACGCUCCCCCAGCAGCCUGACACCUGCGCCUCUCCCCCCUUAGGGGGAACUUCUUUCUCCACGUGCCAACCCUAA